UGCACCGCUGUCGAUGCCACAUAUACCUGGUGACACACACCACCGCCGAUAUCUGCCGCCACGAUGCCGCCUUUUCUAGCCGCACAAGCUAGCGCCCCUGGCAAAGUUAUCCUCUUUGGGGAGCACGCCGUAGUGUACGGAAUCCCAGCCAUUGCCAUGGCUGUCUCCGACCUUCGCGUGUCAACACGUGUCACAUUUGGCGGCGACCCGAACGUCGUUGUGAGUCUGCUCAACCUUACAAGCAUGCAAGAUACCUUGCCUCUCUCUCGCACGUGGUCGCUAACGUCAAUUAAAGCGGCGUUUCUUGGUGUCGACAUCGCCUCCCCGGACACCUUUCUGCCGCGACCGUCCGCAGCAAUCACGGCCGCGCUUGGUAAAUUUUUGUCGGGUCAACAUCCCAAGGACGCAAAUGCUCUCCGUCCUGCGCUCUUUCUCGUGCUGGCGAUCCUGCCCGACCUUCUGGACCAGUCGUUGGGGGUGCGCAUCCAAGUCACGUCCGGGGAGUUUCCGUUGGGGGCUGGUCUUGGCUCGUCCGCCGCUUUCUGUGUGUCUGUGGCUGCCGCCUUGCUCCGAAGUCGAAGCUCGGACGUGUUGUUGAGCACGAUUAACGCGCAUGCCUUUGCGGCCGAAGUCCUGCUGCACGACGACCCGUCUGGCGUGGAUAACACCGUGUCCACGUACGGUGGGGCGAUUCUGUACGAAAAGAGCCCCCAGUCGAUGUCGUUCCUGCAAGACUUGCCGACCCUGCGCUUCCUUGUCACGAACACAAACGUCCCGCGAGAAACCAAAGUGCUGGUGGCCAACGUCCGAGCGCUGCACACGGCCGACCCAGCCUUUGUCAACGCCCGCUUUCAAGCGAUUCACGAGAUCGUGUCGUCCUUUCAACAGCAAGUUGGGACGGACGCAGCGACAGCGUUUUCGCCAGCGGCAUUUCAAGCGAUGAUUGCGCGCAACCAAACGCUUCUGGCCGACGUCGGCGUGAGCCACCCUGCUAUUGAAACAGUGGUGAAGUUGGCGGGUCCUGAUCUGCCCACGAAACUAACGGGGGCUGGCGGCGGUGGAUGCACCAUCACCUACAUCCCAGAGCACACGGACGAAGCGGUCGUGUUGGCUCUGAAGGCAAACCUUGCCAAGGAGGGGUUCACUGUGAUCGAGACGGUCCUGGGUGGCCAUGGCGUCAAGGUUGCUGCCUUGGCAAACGUUGAAGCGUAGGAACGAGCGACGGAUAGACGUGGUUGCCGUCCUCGUUCGCGUAACCAUCACGUACUAGACGUGGCUUAACAUUCCAGACGUUGCCAUGGUCAACUGCCUGGCCAUUUGAGCGGUUC
This is a messenger RNA of Aphanomyces invadans, 1328 nucleotides long. RefSeq names its product mevalonate kinase. Gene Ontology annotation, biological process: isoprenoid biosynthetic process. Lineage: Eukaryota; Oomycota; Saprolegniomycetes; Saprolegniales; Verrucalvaceae. The coding region runs from base 64 to 1212 and encodes 382 amino acids. The transcript has 6 exons. The record is from RefSeq and is a predicted model, not a curated record. Gene Ontology annotation, cellular component: cytoplasm. Gene Ontology annotation, molecular function: ATP binding; mevalonate kinase activity.